CCACCUGGAAGAAAAAACACAGUGGGAACACCCGAAGUCUGGGAAGAGGAAACGUGUAGCAGGAGGUCUGCCGUAUGGAUGGGAGCAGGAGACUGAUGAAAAUGGACAAGUCUAUUUUGUAGAUCACAUAAACAAAAGGACUACCUACCUUGACCCAAGACUGGCCUUUACAGUUGAAGAUAAUCCAGUAAAACCUACUACUAGACAAAAAUAUGAUGGAAACAGUACUGCAAUGGAAAUACUCCAGGGUCGUGACUUGAGUGGGAAAGUGGUUAUAAUCACGGGAGCAAAUUCAGGAAUAG
Messenger RNA from Cariama cristata (Red-legged seriema), 302 nucleotides. Its product is annotated as WW domain-containing oxidoreductase-like. Gene Ontology annotation, cellular component: nucleus; cytoplasm. Gene Ontology annotation, molecular function: transcription coactivator activity; protein binding. The transcript has 3 exons. Lineage: Eukaryota; Metazoa; Chordata; Aves; Cariamiformes; Cariamidae. The record is from RefSeq and is a predicted model, not a curated record. The annotation marks the transcript as partial. Gene Ontology annotation, biological process: positive regulation of transcription by RNA polymerase II; hippo signaling.